Messenger RNA from Fonticula alba, 2285 nucleotides. RefSeq lists its product as hypothetical. Gene Ontology annotation, biological process: plus-end-directed vesicle transport along microtubule; positive regulation of autophagosome maturation. Gene Ontology annotation, cellular component: late endosome; lysosome; autophagosome. The transcript is spliced from 8 exons. The record is from RefSeq and is a predicted model, not a curated record. The coding region runs from base 64 to 2196 and encodes 710 amino acids. Gene Ontology annotation, molecular function: metal ion binding. NCBI's taxonomy places the organism in Eukaryota, Rotosphaerida, Fonticulaceae.
CCCCCCCUUUCUCCCCCCACGUCUCGGCCCUCUUUCGCCUGCACUCCGCCUUGCCUUGCCAUCAUGGCCUCCUCCCGGGCGGUCACCCCCAUGCGGGCAUCGACGCCACGGACCCCGGUCUCCCCGCCGCAACUCCUACAGCAACUCGAGGGCAUCGCCGAUCUGAUCCACUCGCUACCAGGGAAGUCCGUCCAAGACGGCCAGGCCUACUUCAACGAGUUGGUGCUCUGCCUGGAGCGUUGCUUCCGCCACGGCCUGAAAGGCAAAGUCACGCUUUUUGGCGGCAUCGAGCGCCGGGACUACUUUUCUUGGGUUGCCUCGCUGGCCAGCGGCGACCCGGUUCUCCGUGAAGAGGUCAUCAAAUCCCAGCGGGUGAUCAAGCCGACAAACCUGCAAGAGCAGGGGCGUGCCUUCCUCAAGUGGGCUCUCCGCCACCAGCUCCUGGCCGACACGACACAGAAGCUUGUCAUCAAGCCCGACAUCUUGAAUGAAUUCUAUGUGCCCGAGGCCUUCAUGCAGAAUGGGUAUUGCUUCCGUGCUUUGGUCACCCUGUUGUAUGACCUGCACGGAGUGACCUUCAUCAUCCCGGGCGAAAGCUCCCCGGCACCGGCGCCUGUCCCGACACGGACGCCCCCCGCCAGCGUUCGGCCGCCCGCCGCUGUUUCUGGCGCCACUGCUCCGAACGCUGUUCCCUCGGGCACCGGUGCUUCGACUGCCACUGCCCCCGCUGUUCCCGCGUCGGCAACCAAGGCGCCCGCCAUCGACGCCAUCGAGAAUGCCCCGGCCGCAGUUGCCGUGGCUGCUCCUGCCACGAGCUCGACCUCCGAGCCGCCUGUGUCGGCCAGUGCCCCCGGGCCCGCGUCUGCCCUCGCCACACAGGCCAAGAAGCGCCGCCCUAGAAAGCCCAAGACGAUUGCCCUCGACGAGGAUCCUGAGCAAGCGGCCCCACCUGGCGACUCGCUGGCCCCCAGCGAGACUGCAGACUCAGCUGGCACACCAGGUGUUGCUGAUAAUGUGCCCGUCUGCGAUGAAGUCCCGGGCCCAGCCGAGGCCUCGGCUGGGCCCUCGGCCACUGACGCCCCGUCAGCCGGUCCGAUGGCCAUCUCCUCUUCGGAGACAAAGGAAGCUACCGGCUCCGAGGACCGCGGUGCCGAGUCGCUUCCCGCUUCGUCGUCCACGCCGUUUCUUGUCAGCUCGUUGCCAGUUUAUCUCCCAUAUCCGGCACAGCCCCCCUCGGUCACGCGGCCGGACGAGAGCGGCCACUUGCUUCCCAGCACGCCUGGCAUGUCGGUCCCCGGUCUGGCUGCCAUCGAGAACGCCUUCCUGCCCGGGGGCAUGGAUUUCACCGCGUCAGGCCCGCAUGCGGCGUCCGGCUUCCCUCUGCCGGUGACCGUGCUGCCGCCUGAUGUCGUGGCCAGCCCGAUCCCCGAAAAUGCCGGUACAUUCAGCGGGCUGCCUUCGAUGCCCCCGCAGCAGGCAGACGCCCUCGUUGGCUCUGGAUGUGGCGCUUGCUCGGGACACCGGACCGAGGCCGAGACCCUGCGCAGCUCCAUUGCCACCACCACCUCCGCCCUGGCCACCGCGCAGGCACUCAUCCAAUCGCAAGGGGAACACAUUCUCGUGUUUGAGAAGACAAUUGCCCUGCAAACAAAUCAGCUGGAGAGCGCGGCCUCCCGGCGUGAUGCCCUUGAGAAGGAGGUUGACCGACUGACGGCCGAGCUUCGCAUGGAGACCAGCGCCCGGCGCCGUGCCGAGGAAAAUAUCCGCAUCUUGGAGGGGACCAUCCAGCGACUCGAGCACAAGCACAUCACCACACUCACCGAGAAGGAUGCCUUCGCGGACGAGUCGCGCCUGACAGCCUGGGCACUGAAGAAUGCCCAAGCCGCGCUGCAGCGCCUGCAGCAAGAGCGCCACCAGGUAGAGCGGCGAGCUUGGGUGGCGGACGAGGACGCACCGAACUGCGGCGAGUGCCAUCGGCACUUUACGUUCUUCCGGCGGCGGCACCACUGCCGCCGGUGUGGGCGCAUUUUCUGCCACGCUUGCUCCUCGAAGGUGGCCCUGACCACGGCGGCUCCGACCCCGGUGCGCGUCUGCGACCAUUGCUACACCGCAUGCACGAAUGCCGCGGGCAAUGACACCGGGCCCACCAGUGUCGCCAGCGCGGGCCCCUCCCCCGGCGGCGCAGCAGCCUCAUAGACAUAUCUCGAGCCAUCGGGCGCGAGCUCGGUGCUUGGUCAUCUGUGCUUUUUUUUUGCUCCUUUUGACUCAUAUACGGGCGUGCGCCA